AUGUCUUGCGCAGACAACUCGGGUGCUCGCAAUCUCUACAUCAUUUCAGUCAAGGGCAUCGGUGCUCGAUUGAACAGAUUACCCGCCGCCGGUGUCGGAGAUAUGGUCAUGGCCACGGUCAAGAAAGGAAAGCCAGAGUUGAGAAAGAAAGUCAUGCCCGCUGUCGUGGUCAGACAAUCAAAACCUUGGAGACGGCCGGACGGAAUCUACCUCUAUUUCGAAGACAACGCUGGCGUCAUCGUAAACCCGAAAGGCGAAAUGAAGGGCAGCGCUAUCACGGGACCGGUCGGAAAGGAGGCGGCUGAGCUGUGGCCCAGAAUUGCGAGCAACAGUGGUGUGGUGAUGUAA
Cladophialophora yegresii CBS 114405 is the source of this 348-nucleotide messenger RNA. Its product is annotated as 60S ribosomal protein L23. The coding region runs from base 1 to 348 and encodes 115 amino acids. Gene Ontology annotation, cellular component: cytosolic large ribosomal subunit; ribosome. Gene Ontology annotation, biological process: translation. NCBI's taxonomy places the organism in Eukaryota, Fungi, Ascomycota, Eurotiomycetes, Chaetothyriales, Herpotrichiellaceae. The transcript has 2 exons. The record is from RefSeq and is a predicted model, not a curated record. Gene Ontology annotation, molecular function: large ribosomal subunit rRNA binding; structural constituent of ribosome.